GAAUGGCCCGGUGACCGGCGGGAAGAGUGGAAUUUGAAAGCUCUCUCAAACGGCUAUUUCCUAAGAAACUUUUGAACCAGCAGAAGCGCGUUUGAAAAUUUGAAAAUAUAUUCGAUUAAAUAAGAGGUGGGUUCCAUCCCAAUGCAGCAAUACGAUUGAUCAAAUUUGAUGGCGUGUUUGACUCCAGGGAUUCUGCUGAAGCUUCUGCAGUGCAUGAACUCAGACGUGAAGGUUGCAGGAGAGCACCGAUCUGUGUUAUUGCAGGUUUUAAGCAUUGUGCCGGCUCUGAGCGGGAACGGAAACGAACUGUGGCCGAACAAGGGUUUUUUCGUGAAGCUCUCCGAUUCUUCCCACUCCACCUACGUCUGCCUCUCUGACGAGGACAACGAUCUCAUUUUUUCAGACAAGCUCCAGCUUGGCCAGUUUGUUUACGUUGAUCGAUUGCAGUCGGCGACCCCUGUGCCCCGCGUCUUGGGCGUCAGGCCUCUUCCUGGUAGGCACCCCUGCAUUGGAACUCCAGAGGAUCUUAUUGCCAGGGCUCUGCCUUCUCUGCCCAACGGCUUUGUCAUUCAGUCCGCUUCCAUGGACGGAACAGCACCGACAGGGCCUGCUUUUAGGUCUUCUGCAGACAACCAAGAUAAGCCUUUUAGGGUUUCCGAGGGAUUUGACAAGCUUGGAUUGAAGCAUCCUAACCCUAAUCCCAGGACGGUAUUGGGUCCUUCGGAGAAUUUGCCCGCUAAAGUGGAGGGGAGCAAGAUUGAGAAAAGGUCUGCCUCUGCAGGGAAAUCGGGGAAACACAAUGCUAGGGGGGUUAGAGAUGGGUCCCCUGCAACUAGGUCUAAUUCUAGGACUUCGUCCCCGGUUCCGUCCAAGUGUGUCGUAUCCAGCCUUGUGAGGGCUGCUACUCAGGAGGAGAAUAAGGCUCCUACUGCGAGGGAAGGCGCGUAUUUUGUUCCUUCUAGGUAUCGGCAACCUUCGCCCAACAUGGCGAGGAAAGCUCCUCAGCCGUCCCCCGGGAGGAGGGGAUUUCAGGGCUCUCCAAUUGGCAGGAGGGCUUCUUUGUCUCCUGGAAGAAGGGUGUCUCCAAAUGUCAGAGAACAUGGGCGGAAGAAGACUUUGGUCAGUGGUGCAAAGGCUGCUGAUGUGGCUGUGGCUGUGAAGACUUUGCCCAAGAGCUGGGAAGAUUCCAGUGUGGAAGUGAAAGACACAAAAGAAAGGGGUGGCCUCAAGAACAAAAUUGACCUUAAGGCUGCUUUGCGCACGCAGGUGGCCCUUUCUCGGAGGUUAAGUGACGCUAAAAGCAUGCCAUUAAAGCAAGAAGAUACAACCAUAAAGGAGACAAUUAGAAGCAGUUGUUCAUCACCAACUAAGCAUUUGUCAUCUUCAAUUGACAAACCACAAUGUAAUGUAACUUUUCAUGAUAAGAAAUGGACGGAUGGAACUGUUGCUUGGGACUCAGUUUCUUCCAACCUAGCGGAACUGGGACAGGAGGUUCUAAAAAGGCGGAACAUGGUUUCCAUAGUUGCAGCUGAAGCUCUGCAGGAGGCCUCUGCUGCUGAAGCUGUCAUCAGAGGGUUGAGUAUGUUCUCUGCGCUAUGUUCUUCUGCAAAUACGGGCAAUCCCCAUCCUUCAAUUGAUCGGUUCUUUGAGAUACAUCAGAUGCUUAUACAAUCAACAUCUGUUGCUGAAGCCCUUGCUGCAAGUGGUACUGCAGGCAAAGCUAGAGAUUCUCUAAGUUCAGAUGGAGUGACUGAUAAACCUCUUGAUAUUUCAACAGAGAAAGCGAAGAGUGCUGUUCAAUGGAUUGGUGCUGCAUUAGCAACUGAUUUGGCAUCAAUAUCCCUUUUCAGCAACCUUAAUUAUAGUUUUGAUAGCGUACCAAAUAAAGAAGCUUUAAGUGCAGAUGGUCAAAGCAAACAAGAGGACACCAAAAUUCAGGGCUCUAUGCAUGCAUCUUUGUCUUCCAGAAGAUCGCCUCUUGCAUCAUCUGAUAACAAUCUUCAGGGCAGGCUUGCAUCGUCAAAUGUACAUCAGACUAACAAUGAAAGAAGGCGUAGUGUAUCUGAGAGGGUUGACAUCAAAUCAGCUUCUCCUUUGAAUGCCAAUGCAAUGAAACACCAGACUCUUGGUAUAGCUGGAAAGACCAAUACUGUAAAAUCCCCAGAUAGAGUUCUAGAACCAUCUUUAAAGGGUACUGGCAUUGAAUGGGUCAAAGAGAACGGAGUGAAUGAAAUAAUGGACCUAGCAAAGUAUCUGCAAUUGGAAUUACAGAACUGGUUUUUGAAAUUUAUAGAGGAUGCACUAGAUGCUGGCUUUCAUGUAGUUGAAGAAAAUGAAUAUCAUAUAGUUGCCCCAACUUCUAAAAGUCCCUUGCAGCUAGAUAGCAGCCAAAUUGCAGCAAUGCUGUCUCAACUCAAAAAGGUUAAUGACUGGUUAGAUUGGAUUGCACAUAAGAAGGACGAUAUACCUGAUAUUAAGCUAGUAGAAAAGGUAGAUUGUUUGAAGAGGAAAAUAUAUGGUUUCCUGCUUCAGCAUGUUGAAUCUGCUGCUUCUGCUCUUGAUAACCAGGCCAGUUGUUCCUGAAGUGGGUUUCUGUGAUUGUAAUUUUCUCUUUGAUGUUUCCUGGCUUGAUUCUUGUCAAUGUUUACUUGCUUGGAAAUUCUUUCUGAUUAGAAUGGAAGAGGAUAAUGGCCCAAGGCGCUUGUUUCUUCUUGUUGCUUACUGGUCACUCCUUUUGAUCUCAAUUCUUGGCAAGCUGUGAUUAUCACAAGUUGAGAAUAAAUGUCUUUGAAUUGUUUUACAAGCUCUCGUUGUUCUAUUUUAAACUGCUCGCAAUUAAUGCGAAAAAUGAUCCAGGUGCCUGAACUCUGUCUAGGAUGUUCACGUCUGUAACUUUUGUAGCCAUAAUUGACACUUAUUUGGUAAACCUGUGUUCUUUAUUCAUGCUUCCUUUCCAGAAAAAUUGAACUGGCUGAAUUUUUUUCCUGUAAGUCUGAUUAUAUAAAAAGCCUAUUAAGUUUUA
Messenger RNA from Cryptomeria japonica (Japanese cedar), 3022 nucleotides. RefSeq lists its product as uncharacterized. NCBI's taxonomy places the organism in Eukaryota, Viridiplantae, Streptophyta, Pinopsida, Cupressales, Cupressaceae. The record is from RefSeq and is a predicted model, not a curated record. Bases 169 to 2583 code for a protein of 804 amino acids. The transcript has 4 exons.